Molecule: messenger RNA, 2523 nt
Organism: Aureobasidium vineae
Lineage: Eukaryota; Fungi; Ascomycota; Dothideomycetes; Dothideales; Saccotheciaceae
Source: the annotation of a GenBank genome assembly
AUGCCACUAUGGCCCUUUGGCAGGAAGAAGCGGCGUCUGAGCGCGUCGACGGCUGCAACGACAACGUCGUCCUCGCUAACUGCUCCAACUGCCCCGGCACCAACAGCCAGCGCAACCACAGCAGCAACAGCAACCGCACGCCAACAACAACCCCAGCAACAACAACAGCAGCAACACGACCAGGCGCGCCCUGCAGAUGUUUCAGAUGCUCCGGCACAGGCCAUAGCCCGCCCGCCCAAUGACAGCUCCACCCACAUAAUUACCCCAAACGUCCUCGAGCGUCAGGGAAGCGUGCAGCACGACUUAACGGCCCUACCUGAAUUGUCCGAACUCGAGCAGAGCCCGCAUCUGAGGCCUGCUAAUGUCAUCAAACCCGUCCACCCCUACACCCUCGACCGCCCGUCGUCUGCUCGUCCUUGCACCCCAUCCGCCACGCAUCCCGCGCCUUCUGACAAGCAAGCCCCAUUUCGCCGUCCCUCUAACAAGCGGAAAAAGGACCAGGCCCUGCGCGAGGAAGAGAUCCGUCAAAUGAGCGCCCCCAUGCAGAUUCCGAAGAGACCUGCCGCCAACUCCGGCCAUGACCUGCUCCGCCGCGACAGCAAANAGGCUCGUCGGACCCUGACCAAACGCCCCGACGAUUCACGUUCUUCCAAUGUCUCCCUACCCCUGCCGGAAUCAAUUCACUUCAACAGGUCGCACUUGUCAGAGCAGCGUGCUUGGGAGAUUGGUGCCAUGUCUAUCCUCAGUCCACGUCCGACCGUUCGCGUCUCGGGCACUUACACAAAUCCUCCCUCGCCCUUUGGGAAGCGUCCAGAGAAGAUGGGCAAGCUGCCCGAACUCGCUCGUGCAUCGAGUGGGAGAAAGGAUCGAAGAAAAGUUGCCGACCUUGCCGACGACCUCAAUUCUACCGAGCUGCGCAUUCUCAUGGAACGCGAUCAACGAAGAAAAGAACAAAAGGCCCUGGAGCAACAUGAGCGUCUCGAUCGCAAGUUGCGCAGGAGGGCAGAGAAACAGCGCGAGGAAGACGAACGUAGAGCUCGUGACGCCCGCCUGAAUGCAACUCCGCCUACAGCCAUCCACCCUGCCUUCCGCGAACAGCAGCCUGAUGCUGAACUCAUUACACCUACUUCGCUCAGGAAGCAGGGCAAACAGCCGAUCCCUGAGAUGCAGGAGUCCNCCACCAAGGGUGGUACUUAUCUACGUUACCCACCAGGCGAAGACAUACCCCAGAACCCAUUUGCAGACCCAGAGCCCGACAACCCUUUCACCGCGCAGGGCGCCGAAUAUUCUCCCGUCCAGACUCCACUCGACGAGCCAAUCUUGCAAACCGCCAGAGCCGUCAGGCUGUCGGCCGGUCACCUGUCUCCACCUGCUUCUCCAGUACCCGUUGUUCAGCGCGAAAUCCAGCCGUCUCCCAGCUUGCCUGAAGUUUCUUACCCACAGUCGCAGAGGACCUCUAGCCAUCCUGCCAGUUCCUUCGAAUCGAGCCGACGCAGACCCUCUGAGAGCGGCAGUCGGCGUGUAGGGCCUAGUGCCUGGACCAAUAUCUUCCGCCGAGGUCUUGGUUCAAGCCGCACAUCAGAAGACAAGCCUCCAUCCGAAUUCUCCUUUGUCAAUACUUCUAGGGAGUCCAUGUCUAAGCAGCCCAUACCAGCUCACCUGGUAGGACCGCCCUCGUCGCGUCAAUCUGGCGCGCCCACCCGUACGCAAAGCAAGUUCCGUGAGGAUCUCCCUGAACUGCCGAUCUCUCCACCAUCCUCUCGUGUCCAGUCGCCUGAGUUGAGCGUGAUUACAGCCGGGGUGUUGGCUGCAAGACGUACUAAGCGUGUCGCUGACACGCAGACGAAGACGAAGACUGUAGACCAGUCUGGUCUGGUUAGAAACGACUCGCCCGCCAUUGUUGAAGAUGAGGAGUCAACAGUACUGUCUCAAUCAUACGGAUCCGUUGACUCAGAAGGCAGCUGGAUCAGUGGACGUCUGAUCAAACGCACGUCUCACACUUCGCAUCCUCACAGUAGCUUGAGCUCCCUUAAGAAGGCAAAGCCCGAGUUUACUGCAAGUUUCGACCGGCUGCCCGUUCCAGAACAUGAAUAUUUUGCUGCCUUGACACCAGACAACGGCAGCCGUCGCGUAUCAGCUGAACACGCAAUUGCAACACCAACAGCAGAACCGUCCCCUGAAGUGGCCGCGCCACUCAGGCAAGCCACAGCACGCCGUAUACCGACAGUAGUACACAACGAUCCUCGCUUUAAAUCUCGCGAAGGACUUCUCACAGAAUAUCAAGCAGGAGAGCCAGUAACGCCGUCUCGCGAAGGCAGUCUGAGUGGCGAUUCGGCUGGAAACUCGCCUGUAGAAUUGCACAAGGCGCAAAGUGUCAACUAUGGUCAGAUGCAUGGCCACGGAAAAUCGCUCAGCGCAGGCAGUGCUAGGAUGUUUGAUAUCACGCCGAAACGAAGUAAGAGUGCUGCAACGCUUCUCACAGGAGCGAGUCCUCGGUCCUCGCCAAGGAUUCCACAAGAAUAA